This is a messenger RNA of Brassica oleracea var. oleracea, 1845 nucleotides long. RefSeq names its product aspartic proteinase A2. Bases 94 to 1623 code for a protein of 509 amino acids. Gene Ontology annotation, molecular function: aspartic-type endopeptidase activity. The record is from RefSeq and is a predicted model, not a curated record. NCBI's taxonomy places the organism in Eukaryota, Viridiplantae, Streptophyta, Magnoliopsida, Brassicales, Brassicaceae. The transcript has 14 exons. Gene Ontology annotation, biological process: proteolysis; lipid metabolic process.
UCUGGUGAGUGCUUAAGGCUCUCGUGAGUUUGAGUUCUAUUAAUCUCAUUACCAUUUCUCGUUUUCUAAAGUCUCUUUCAUAUCAGGUGAAAGAUGGGUGUGCACUCGGUUACUUCACUCGUUGUGUCCUUCUUGUUAUUUUUCUCCGCUUCUUCUGAGAGCAAUGACGGAACAUUAAGAGUUGGCCUGAAAAAACUGAAGUUGGAUCCUAACAAUCGACUUGCCACACGCUUCGGUUCCAAGCAAGAAAAAGCCUUUCGUUCUUCCUUAAAAGAGUUCCGUUCAAACGACAAGAAUGCUGGAGAUGCUGACAUCGUCGCGUUGAAGAAUUACUUGGAUGCUCAGUACUAUGGUGAGAUUGCUAUCGGUACUCCACCACAGAAGUUCACAGUGAUUUUCGACACGGGGAGCUCUAACCUUUGGGUACCAUCAGGGAAAUGUUAUUUCUCGCUGUCUUGUUUCUUUCAUUCCAAGUACAAGUCCUCGCGGUCAAGCACUUACAAGGAGAGUGGAAAACGUGCAGCAAUCCAUUACGGCUCUGGAUCCAUCGCUGGUUUCUUCAGUUAUGAUGCUGUCACGGUUGGUGACUUAGUUGUCAAAACUCAGGAGUUUAUUGAGGCAACCAGUGAGCCUGGUUUAACUUUCUUGGUGGCUAAGUUUGAUGGUCUUCUUGGUCUUGGAUUCCAAGAGAUAUCUGUUGGAAACGCCACUCCUGUUUGGUACAAUAUGCUCAAGCAAGGUCUUAUCAAGAAACCAGUGUUUUCAUUUUGGCUUAACCGUGACACAAAGAGUGAAGAAGGCGGUGAACUUGUAUUUGGCGGUGUUGAUCCAAAGCACUUUAAGGGAGAACACACAUAUGUUCCUGUUACACGAAGGGGUUACUGGCAGUUUGAUAUGGGUGAGGUUCUCAUUGCCGGCAAAUCUACUGGAUACUGUGAAAAUGGUUGUUCUGCAAUAGCAGAUUCUGGAACAUCGUUACUUGCAGGGCCAACAGCUGUGAUUGCCAUGAUAAAUAAAGCUAUAGGAGCAUCUGGAGUUGUUAGCCAGCAAUGCAAAACUGUUGUUGAUCAGUAUGGACAAUCCAUUUUGGAUUUACUUUUGGCUAAGGCUCAACCAAAGCAUAUCUGCUCACAGAUUGGUCUUUGCACAUUCGAUGGCACCCAUGGGGUCAGUAUGGGGAUUGAGUCAGUGGUGGACAAGGAAAGCACAAAAUCAUCUAGUGGUCUCCGAGAUGCUGGUUGUGCUCCAUGUGAAAUGGCAGUUGUGUGGAUACAGAGCCAGUUAAUGCAGAACAUGACUCAAAAGCGUAUAGUGAACUACAUUAAUGAUAUAUGCGAACGCAUGCCGAGUCCUAAUGGAGAGUCUGCAGUUGACUGCUCACAACUCUGUAAAAUGCCUACUGUUUCAUUCACCAUUGGAGGCAAAGUCUUUGAUCUUGCUCCAGAAGAGUACGUACUGAAGAUUGGAGAAGGACCAGUGGCACAAUGCAUCAGUGGAUUUACCGCGCUUGACUUGCCUCCACCUCGUGGACCUCUCUGGAUACUGGGAGAUGUGUUUAUGGGGAGAUACCACACUGUCUUUCACUUUGGCAACGAGCAGGUUGGCUUCGCAGAAGCUGCGUAAACAAAUAACAAACUCGGUUCGGUUUCUUUUGUUAUGUGUUUGUGUGAAAGCUUUUGUUGUGUGUUGUGAUGUGAAACCUCUAUGCACUUGCCGACUUGUGUUAAACUAUCUCCCUUCUCAUCUGACUUGUGUUAAACUCUGUUUCUGUAAAUAUUUUGUUGUGUGUUGUGAUGUGAAACCUAUUUGCACUUGUUGACUUGAGUUAAACUCUCUCCCUUCUCA